Homarus americanus (American lobster) is the source of this 2414-nucleotide messenger RNA. RefSeq names its product UPF0764 protein C16orf89 homolog. Bases 369 to 1982 code for a protein of 537 amino acids. The transcript is spliced from 7 exons. The record is from RefSeq and is a predicted model, not a curated record. Lineage: Eukaryota; Metazoa; Arthropoda; Malacostraca; Decapoda; Nephropidae. Gene Ontology annotation, cellular component: cytosol; membrane.
UCAGAGUGCGUGCAGCGGCUGAACAAUACGGACGCACGGGGGCAACAGUCCAGUCGCUCUUCACCCACCACUCGUUGCUCACGCACUCGUCUUCAGCUACCACACUGCCUCGGUCAUCUUAGUGGAUGCCAAUAUCGAUCAUAUAUUAUAAACCUCAAAUCUUGUCUCCUGUAAAAAUGAUUGUAAAUUAAAAUACAGUAAAUCAGCUGUUCGGAAUUACAACGUUACAAUUCUUCAGAUUCAUUGCACUCUUAUUACGCUACGACUCUUAAGACCAGCCGCGACAACUGAGGUUAAUAACUUUAGUAUUCAGAAGUUAUUUGACUUUUAACAGCUACCAGGAGAUACCACAGUUGGCAGGGGGCGUGAUGGCAUCGUCGUGCGUGGCGCUUCUGCUUCUGGUGGCCGCUGGUCACAUCAGCCCACUGAUAACUACACCACUUCACGAAAUCGCUUCACGUCAUGUAGAAGCUUCGUACCCGGAGUUGUUGCUCUCGGAGAAGUCUGAGACAGUAUCGGGUCUUACCGUUGCAAGGCAGCUGUUUCCAUUUACUUUUGAUGAUCUCAGAUUGUCGCACUCUGAGGCGGAAGGUCGUGUACAUGUCAACGCGGAUUCAUUGAUAAAGCCUACCUUAGAUGUGCCGCAACAACCUGCAAUGAUAGGCUUUCUUGAGACUGAGAGAGCUCGUCUGUUAAAGCCUCUCACGGAUAGAUUGCAAGAGCCUGUCAUUAGGGUCCUGCCUCAAAUUGACCGAUACAUCUUGCUAAGACCCUCCAAGGGUGAAUUGUAUCAGGCUAAAAGAGCUGACCUGCUGAAGCCGCCCGCGAAUAUAGCGCAAGAUUCUGCAGCAGGAGUCCCUGUGAAACCUGCAGAUGAUCAACAUCGGUCUGAUGCGGAAGAUGUGCCUAAAACUGAGAGAGAAGGCUUGCUUCAGCCUGACACGGAGACCCUGGAUCGGGUGAUGAUGGCGUGUCUGCGGGUUAUUCGGUAUUUCAGCGGCCACGUCACCCAGAUGAACCUGGACGCAGUCAUAGGGACGCGCAUCGCAGAAGCACAGUUUCGGCUAGUGAUGGAGGCACUGGAAGGCGACAAAUAUUCUACAGGGAAAAUGAGCGUAGAGGAGGCGCGGGCGGACAUACACACCAUCAUGAAAGAGGCAGCGCGACUUAGCAGUGAGGGCCAAGUAUUCAUUAUGAAGGCUGACCCCACCUACUACAGCCAGCUGGGAGCGCUGCUGGAUGCUGGGUUCUGGGAGGUGCCGCUUACUACCCGUCAUCUCAAUACCAGCGCCCUCACUCUACCACACAACCCUCUCCCCGUCCUUUCAGGCGAAGAACAGUUGGUGGAGAACCAGUCGGACCAAUGCGUAGCUGAAGAACUGAAUGGGGAGCGUGGUAGGACCUUGGGUAGGCGUGAAACAGCCGGUGCGCGCGAGGGGCGUCAGCAAAAUGUACAUGGAGAUGGUCAGUGUGCCGUGAGCCAAGAGUGCUGGGAGCGCAUGACUGCCCCGGGCUACUCCAGCUACUCACUCACUCACCAGGUCUUCUACCUCAUCAUCGGCAUCCAGGCAGGUUGUGGGCACCAGCUGGAGCGUCUGGCCGGGGCAGGUGGUGUAGCCCACCUUCUGAGCCAGCUAUGUGCUGCCGUGCUGUUUGAGGCUGUUACCAUUUCCGAGGCUGACUUCCCCACGAACCGUCGUGACCUUUUCAUGGAACAAGGUGCGCUCUGUGGUAUCCUGGGCUACAGAGACUUCUUCAGGAAGGAUUGGCUCGCCCGGGUGCUCUCCUGGCAGCGUGAUUCUGGUUGCUUCGGUGACGCCCAAGUGUUCGCCGGCCAUCACUCAAAGCCACCCACUACCCACAUCAGAGUUCGUCGUGAGGAGCGUCCCAUGGCGGGCCACUGCCUAGCCCACCGCUCUGCCGUUGCUCUUGGUUAUCUGAGUCUGUUUGUCCGCUUUCUGACCACCGACAUCCUGUUGUAGGUUUGGCGGGGAUACUGCUAACACCUACUGCACACCACCCUACCAGCCUACCUACACACGUACUCACCUGUGUUUAUGAUCAUCUUAUUUAUGUUAUUUAUGGCAUUUUCAAGUGACCGUUGAGGGUUUUUUCUGCUCUGCUGUUGACAAAUUUGGGGAAUAAAAAGACAGUCUCAAGUCAUGAAAUACAUAUUCAUUAACACAAAUAAAACCAAACUCAAGUAAGGUGAUUGUAUGUUUGAAAUCCACAUCGUAAUUUAUACGAUGACGACGAUUUCAGCAGCUACUUGGGAGCUGCUGUGACGUGUUGGCGUUACGUUAUUUGCAUAGUGCUGGGUUGGCAGUAUAAUGACUGACCAUGACUAAUAUCAACUGUUAAUUAUGUUUACCAUACUUGUAACUUGUACGUAGCAUAAUAAAGCAUACCAACUA